UCCAUCACCUUAUCCCGCCACAACGUUUCCCAUGAUACCCUACACAUUCAUUGCUCAUCACCUUGUUCAACCAUCAGAUUGUUGUACUCGUUGUCUCCCGUAGUUUCCUAUCAACAUGUCCUAUCAACAUUAUCCUAUCAACAUGUCCUACACCACACUAACACUCAAUACGUCAUAUUCUACAUAGUUAUUGCAUCAAACAACUUGAACAUCAACACGCAUCACAACCACAGACACUCUCAUGCCCACGCAUAUUAUUCAGACCCAUAUAUUUGAAUUUAUCGCCCAGCAGAGAUCAUUUUUACUACUACGUGUACGUCCUCCUAGUACAACAACUACAUUUUUUGUAACGAAGAAUCGCUUCAAUAACACAUACCACUGCAGCAUUUCCUCCACAACAUGACAGCAUCACGACAUAGAUCGAAUCAGAUAUUGUCCAAGAACGAUUUAGAAUCCUACUUUCUUACGUAGCUUCCACAUUCACCAAGAAUUUUAUAAGUCUUCAUGAAACAAAUAACGAGACGCAUUUCCUGAAUAUCGACGACGACGAACCUGCCGACGCCUACUGUUGCAUGAGAUGAAUCAUGACCUCCACGACUCCAGG
Molecule: messenger RNA, 604 nt
Organism: Amoebophrya sp. A25
Lineage: Eukaryota; Dinophyceae; Syndiniales; Amoebophryaceae
Source: the annotation of a GenBank genome assembly